AUGAGUAGGAUAGAAAAGAGAUUAGAUAGUAUGUUUGAGUUGAUGGAAAGAUUAGAAAAAAGAGAAGAAGAAUGGAGAGAGGAAAGAAGUAGGUGGUUAAAAGAAAGACUAGAGUGGAUAGAAGAGAAGAAAGCUAUUGAAGAAAGGAUCAACACAUUAGAAUGGGAAUUAGAAAAAAAUGAAAGGGAGAAGAGAAGACAGAACAUUGUCAUUAAAGGUGCAAUUAUAGAAAAAGAAAAUAUAAAAAAGAAGUUGGAAGAGUUUGUGGAACAAAAAAUCAAUGUCAAUGUGAAGGUGAAAAAUGCUACUGAAAUAGUGGUAAAGAAAGGAAAAAGUGAUAUGAAAAUGGUAGUAGUAGAAUUGGAAAGCAAGGAAAUGAAAGACACAAAAAGAGAACAUAAAAAUGGUAGAGCAAAAGGAGGAAUAAUUACAGGAAUUAAUAAGAAGUUAGAAAUUAAAAAUUACGAGGAAUUGAGUGGUAACAUAGUAAAACAAGAGAUUAAAUAUGGCGAACAAGAGUGGACAUUUGUAGGAGUAUACUGCCAAGACGUGGCAAAGACAAUGGAAAUUAUAAAAGAAAAAAUAGGAACGCAGGAAAAAGGUGGUAUUAUACUGGCAGGAGAUUGGAAUGCGAUGACUGGCAGGGAAGGUGGAUGGGUCAGUGAGAUGGAGAUUGGAAGCAAGGAAGUUAGUAACAGGAAAUCAAAAGAUAAAACAAUCAACGAGGAAGGAAGAAGGUUAAUUAAGGAUAUAACAGAAGAAGGAUGGGGUAUAGUUAACGGACAAAAAGGAGAAGAAGGAAACUACACGUACAUUGGCAGCAGAGGUGAGUCAGUAAUAGAUUAUGUUAUAAGUAAUCAAGAAGCGUUGGAUCAGAUAAAAGAAUUAAAAAUAGGACAAAGAACAGAGUCAGAUCAAAUGCCAUUAGAAAUAUACUUAGAAAAUGAAAUAGAGAUGGUAGAAGAUAGGGGAAAGGAAGAAAAGGAAAUUUCAAGAAGAGAAUGGACGCAAGAAUUGAUAGACCAAUACCAGGAGAGGUGCAAAGGAUGGAAUUGGAAAGAGAUACAAGUAGAAAGAAGAUGGGAAGAAAUAAAAGAAGCAAUAGAAGCAGCAGUACCAAAAACUAAAAAACAGUCUAAGGUAUGGAGAUAUAGAAAGAAGAAAUCAGGCGUUAAUAAUAAGACAGAAAUUGAAGAAUGGAGAAGGCAUUUUAUGAGGAAACUAGGUGGUAAGGAUGAAAAAGCUAUGAUGAUAGAAAAGGUGGUAGAAGAGAAUGCAAGAAUAGAGAAAAGUACACAGGAUCAAGAAGAAUUAAGCAAAGAAGAGCUCAAGAGGUUAAUAAAUAGGUUAAAACCGAGGAAGGCACCAGGAGAUGACAAACUAGAAAACGAAAUAUGGAAAUAUAUGCCAAAAGAGGUUGAUGCAGCGCUAUGGGAAUUGAUGAAGAAAGUAUGGGAAGAAGGAAGGAUUCCAGUACAAUGGAGAAGAGGAGUGAUAUGCACAAUUGUAAAGGAGAUUGAACAAAAAUUAGCAGAAAGUCAAUUUGGAUUCAGAGAAGGAAGAGGAGUGAUGGAAGCAAUUUAUACGCUGAAGCACAUAGUGGAAGACAAAUUAAGUAAACCAAAAGGAAAAAUAUUCGCAUGCUUCAUUGAUCUAAAAGAGGCAUUUGACAGAGUAGAUAGAACGGUGUUAAAGGAAAGAUUGCAAGAUAUGGAGGUGAGUAAAAUAUUGAUAAGUAGAAUUAUGGAUAUAUACAAAGAAACAAGUAUAGUGAAGGUAGGAGAUGAAAAAUCAGAUGAAUUUUGGACAGAGAGAGGAGUAAGGCAAGGGUGUCCAUUGAGCCCAACAUUAUUUAAUGUGUACCUAGUGGAUCUAGAAGAGGAAAUGAGAAAAGGGCAAGUAGGAGGAUGCAGAAUAGGAAAUGAAAAAAUAUGGAGUUUAUCCUACGCUGAUGACAUAGUUUUAAUAGCAGACAGAGAAGAAGAGCUGAAAGAUAUGUUAAAAAGGUUCAAAAAGAAUACACCAAAUUAUUUAGUGGAAGAAGAAUGUAAAUUGGAAAGUAUGAAAAUGAAGGCGCUAAGAAGAGCAAUAAAAUUUGAAGAAAAGAUUAGGGACUCAAAAACUAAAUUAGCAAAAGAAGGCAUAAGAGAAAAAGAUAAAGAUAAAGAAAGAGAAAACAUAGGAAGAGUAGCAAAAAAGAGAAUGGAAAUAUUAAAGGAAGAAGAAGUAACAGAAACAAGAUACAUGAGAGGGACAGAAUUCAAAGAGCAAAAUCUUUUGACUAAGACGGUCUUACCACACCCCGUAGGACUACAAAUCAUACUCGUCUACGGAUGCUGCCAGCGCGUAUCCAUCGCGUCGUUUGAACUAAACUACACAUAUAAAUCCCUUCGUAGCAGCGGUGGUGGUGGCGUCGCUGGCGGUGGCGGCGGCGGCGAUAACGGUAUAGCUGAUUCACCGCGGGGAGUCGAGCUAAUCUAA
Molecule: messenger RNA, 2481 nt
Organism: Copidosoma floridanum
Lineage: Eukaryota; Metazoa; Arthropoda; Insecta; Hymenoptera; Encyrtidae
Product: golgin subfamily A member 6-like protein 22
Source: RefSeq, a predicted model, not a curated record